AAAAGAUAAAGAAUGGUAUGAAACUUUACGGAUGCGGCUUCAUCACAAGAACAGCUGCCACAAGCACUGAAACAAGCACUGAAACAAGCAAUGCUGCUACUGUUGGAGAAGGUGUUGCAAAUAACAACGCACUAAAACUGGUUACUGAUCUAGAAUCCGGUUACAAGGUGAUGACUGUUUGGGGCGGUGUCUACAUCAGAAACAAAUCAGGAGUAACAACCUUUGGUUACGCCAUCUCACCUCGAAGUACUGAAGUUCUGACUGCUGGAGAUAACACAGUAGUGUACUCGGACCACACAGUUUCCUGGGACGGUAGUGCUACUUCCCACGCGGCGCUGGUUAGAAGUGCUAGUUGUGAGGAGCGAUGUGUUGCUGCGACCUGUAGGAGGGUAGUGUGGGGAGACAGUGUGGGGAUGGUCGGGGAGAUGGAGCCUUAUAAACAACCUGUAGAGUACAGACUUGAGUAUCCUCUGCCUCUGAGAGUUACAGCGCUUGCGCUAGGAGCUCAGUUUACUCUAGCACUCGGUCACUGUGGUAUCGUCUGGUCCUGGGGCAUCAACAACCACGGACAAUUGGGUCAAGGUCACAUAGAGACAGUUAAAGAGCCAACACCAGUUGAUUAUUUGGGUGGCUUGCAAAUAAGGGGGAUUGCUGCUGGAUAUUGGCACUCUCUAGCAGUUUCAGAGUUUGACGCGGUUUAUGCUUGGGGCUGGAACAGCAAGGGGCAAUUGGGACUACCUGCAGAUAAGACUAUGGAAAGUGAACCAGUGGCUCUCUUUGAAGAAGACACGGAAAUAAGAAAGGUUUCUUGUGGGAGGAGCCAUUCGGCAUUCCUCGACUCAGGAGAUAAAUUAUACGUCUGUGGAUUCAACAAGUACGGUCAAUGUAACCCUGACAGUGAUAGUGAGAACCUAUUCUUGGACAAUAACUUAUGUCAUCAGGCUUUGUUAGCUAGCGGGGUGUCUGAUGUUGUUUGUGGCCCUUGGUCCACAUUUUAUGUUACAGAAUGAGAAGAUUUUUGGGUAUAUUGCCGAUGACUUUAUGGUUUAUGGCGACAAAUUUAUGUAAACCAUGAUGACGGUCUAUGUU
Molecule: messenger RNA, 1089 nt
Organism: Bolinopsis microptera
Lineage: Eukaryota; Metazoa; Ctenophora; Tentaculata; Lobata; Bolinopsidae
Product: RCC1 domain-containing protein 1-like
Exons: 7
Coding region: 18-1010 (330 amino acids)
Source: RefSeq, a predicted model, not a curated record